AAAUCUUCUGGCGGGAAAUUUUUCGUAGCAGAUUACACAGGCUGGCAUAGUGGAUGCCGUUCAUACUCAAGUUUUGCUCAACGGAAAGCCUAUUUUAAAUCACCUUCACAGUUCGAUUUCAUCCAAAGCACGUAGUAUCCUCUGUAUCAGUUGCUGUAGUCUAAAACGUUGAACUUGGGAUUUUGCGCCAAGUCGAAACUGUGGUUAUGGCGGGUCCUGAAUCUACUAAAAAUUCUAUUAGGCAUCAUGUGUACGCUUUGUCCAAAAUGUUUGGUGUUGAUUUGAUGUAUGAUUCAAAUAUGUACGCGUUUGCAGACAGUCUCGAAAAGAGCAUUGGCAGUUCGGCUGACACUCAGUACAACAUUCAUGAUUUAAUUACCAGACUCUGCAACGAUAACCCUCAAUAUGAUGCGUUUUUACGGCGGUAUGAGGAGUUGAAACCUAGAAACAUUAGGGAACUUUCCGCUGUUGUUUAUCUCUUAUCAAAGCUGAAGUCGGAUGACGCUAUACUCAGAAGUUUAGAGUAUCCUCCUUUUUCUACUAAGUCUGUUAAUGGACAAAGCAAAGUCUCUACUAUUCCCGUUGGCGAGAAGAAUAUAACCCAUCUUCAACAUGUGAAUGACGAGUCUUGUACACUAGGAUCAAGUUCAGUGCAACCAGUCAGGAAUGAUAGUUUGAGACCCAUGUUUGGUGCAUCAGAUGAAUUAUCUUUGUUUUCAGUAUGUGGUCUUGGCGCACAUUCCAGUUCAUUUGUUCAGGCUUCCAAGAAUACAUCUAAAAAGUUGGUUUGUAGCAACACAGUCCUACCUCCAACAUUUCCUCUGCAGCCAGAGUGGAUAUACUCACGUGGGACGCUUUGGGAUGACUUUCUGUCGAUUUCACUUAAUUCAGAAUCUUUUCAGCAACUCCCCAUCGAAUCUCUUUCGAAUGCUGUCCAGGAGUACGCUGUUGUUAGUGAUCUACUACAGUGUUUGCAAGGUAACCAAGGAGUUUACAUCAAACCUCUGCCUUUAUCGAAUCGUUACGCAGUCCGAUGUUUUAAAGUGGAUGAAAAAAUGACUCCCGCUUUAUCAGAUACUGUAAAUAAAAUUCUCCCAGUUUGUUCGGACUAUUCAACAGUAUCUAGAUUUAUAGGUGAGAAGUCCACAUUUGAAUAUGGAACGGUCAACCAGGCACUAGCAGGUGCAAUGCGCGGUUUACUUAAGGAUUAUCUUAUUCUGUUAUGUCAACUUGAAUACCAGUAUAAAAUUGGCCAAUUGGGAAUAGUUAAACUCCACUUUUUUUUGCAAGAAACAGCUACCGCUUUUAAUCAGUUGACUCGCCUUGUUAAUAAUAUAAACACAGGACAAUGUUCUGGUGGUGCAGUGUUAUCAGUAUUGUAUGAUUCUUUAAGGUCUGUAUAUGGUGUUAAACAAUUACAUGAUUUAAUGCUUUAUCUCCUGUGUUCUGCUACUGUACCUUUUUUUAAAAUUCUUCAAAAAUGGAUAUAUCGGGGUGUAAUUUCUGACCCAUAUAAAGAGUUUUUCAUUUCAGCUGGAUCUAUGCCGAAUUUCUAUGAUCCUGAUAAAGCAUCUCCAAGUAAUCAUUCAGCUUCAUUCCAGUUCGACCGUUUCACACAGAAUUAUGUGGACUGGGCAUUCUUUUGGGAGUGUCAUUAUUCUCUUGUACCAAUAAAUUUACCUAGUUUUCUUGAACCUAGUGCUUCGAAAAUUCUUAGUACGGGCAAGUAUUUGAAUGUUGUACAGCAAUGCGCCGAUCGUUAUGAACUUCCUACGUGUGAAGAACUUGUUUAUAAUAAAGAGCAUUCAGUGUUUCUUGAUAAAAUUGACCAAGCUCAUUUGUACGCAAGCAGUUUAUUAUUGAAAUUGAUGCUGCAACAAAAGGAUUUAAAAGAACACCUAAAAUCUGUCAAGCGUUUCUUUCUGUUGGAUCAAGGUGAUUUUAUUGUUCAUUUUAUGGAUGCCGCUGCAGCAGAAUUACGUAAAAAUAGCGAAAUUAUUUCUCAACUACGUUUAAAUUCUUUAUUGGAAUUGGCACUUCGUACUAGCACUGCUAAUAGUGAUCCAUUCAAAGAUAGUUUAUCCGUUGUGAUAUUUCAAUUUGAUUUAAUCUCUCAAAUUUUAAUGGUUUUACGGGCUGGAUCAGAAGACGAACCGGACAACGUCAUACCGAUCGAGGAUAAAAAUCUUUCAGGACUAGAGGCUUUCUGUUUGGAUUAUAGAGUUGGUUGGCCUAUUGAUUUAGUACUCAAUCGUCAAGUAAUGGAUCGCUAUCAAAUGCUUUUCCGUCAUCUUUUAUACUGUAAACACGUUGAGAGAUUACUAUGCAACUCAUGGAUUCUAGGCAAACUUGCUCGUAAAUGUGAUAACCUUAUGACUACCUGGUUUACAACCGCUUUCCUACUGGCCCAACGAAUGCUUAUUUUCAUUCAACAUUUCCAAUAUUACAUGUCUGUUGAGAUCAUUGAACCAGCUUGGCACAAUUUUUUCAAACGCGUUGACAAAGUAUCUAAUUUGGACUUACUUUUAGACUCACAUCUGCAUUUUUUAGAAGUAUGUAUGGAUGAUUGUUUACUAGCUAGUCCUGACCUAUUAAGUUUAGUUGGGAAAUUAUCUGUAGCUUGUGUAACGUUUGCUAAUUUUAUCCAACACUUGGCGUUCUCUAUAACGGGAGUCAAUUUAUCAUCAUCUGGAGAUAAUGAUCAAUGUAUUGUUUAUUUAUCGCGGCACAGUAACGAUAUGGAAAGGCCUUUCCUACACGAUCCCACACCGUCAUCAAAUUUAGGUCGAACAAAGAAUGAUUUAAAAUAUGCACCUCGUGAAUCUACAACUAGUUCAGUAGAAUCUAUGAUGACAAAAGUCACUAGAGAAGAGUUUGGUAGAAUGAGUUUGUCAGAUGAUAUGGCUAAAACAGUUACGAACUUUGAUACAAAUUUCAAUAGAAUGUUAGUUGAACUGCUUGAAAAGAUCAAACAAUAUGCCAAGCAUCACAGCAAACUAUUAAGUCUAGUAUCAAGACUCGAUUUCAAUGAAUUUUACACUGAAUUUGCAAUGCAAUAUGAUCAGAGCGAGCGAUCUCCCGAAUCACCUGGUGAUCAUGAUAAAGAUACCCUUGUCGAACACAAAUCAGUACCACAAACAAACUCGGGAUCCGAUAAUGAGGAUUAUAUAUAAUACAGAAUUUGUAUUUUCAGUUUAUUUGGAUAAAUUAUUUUCUAUGUAUUCCACUAUUAACGGUUCUUGAUAUUAAACUUUCGUAUUUUUAGUGUUAUUAAUUUUAAUUCUAAAUUCACCAUAUCAUUUUUGUUUACUGAUCACAUUUACGUAAGCAUUAUGCCUUAUAUAUUUUUUCUUAGUAAGAUACAUUAUCACCGAUAAUCCAGGUAGUGCUAAAUAACAUUCGCUAGACAUGUACAUUUUAAACCCAUCCAUCACUGAAAAUAUUAGUGAAGUAGACAAACUAAGUGGGGCAACUAGGUCUAUUUGUUAGUGAGAUAUUCCCAUUCUGAUCAACAUCUACGGUAAAUAUCGAACUGUUUUCUGAUGGG
Molecule: messenger RNA, 3547 nt
Organism: Schistosoma spindalis
Lineage: Eukaryota; Metazoa; Platyhelminthes; Trematoda; Strigeidida; Schistosomatidae
Source: the annotation of a GenBank genome assembly